UAUUAACCCCCCUCCCCCUCAAUUCUUCUCUUAAUCUCCUUGUUUUUUUCCUACAUUUUGUCUCCAAAGCAAUACCAUAUCCUAUAAAGCAUCCACCAUGUCUAGCUCCGGAAAGGGAUACACCACUGACAGCUCCGGCACCAAUAGCCAGGGCAACCACUAUUGCUCUCGCGACUACGGCUCCAGCGCGUCUAACUCGAACAGCUACCACUACUCCAAUACCGAUGGCUCCUACUACUACUCCAACCCCAAUGGAAGCACCUACCACAACAGCGGGUCGGGAAGCUCUACGUACACUGCCCCCUCUGGAGGAUCCGGAGGAUCCGGCAAGAAAUAAAUUUUCAUGUCAUAAUGUUGGCAAGUGAUUGAUGUAUGAUGAAGCUUAAUUUAUGUGAAUAACCAAUGAAUCUUUAUUCCUUUUUUAUAUAAA
This is a messenger RNA of Penicillium samsonianum, 430 nucleotides long. RefSeq lists its product as uncharacterized. The record is from RefSeq and is a predicted model, not a curated record. The coding region runs from base 98 to 337 and encodes 79 amino acids. The transcript is spliced from 3 exons. NCBI's taxonomy places the organism in Eukaryota, Fungi, Ascomycota, Eurotiomycetes, Eurotiales, Aspergillaceae.